AUUUUAGGUCAUACGAGCAGCAAGCACCAUGGACGGCGCAUCGCAACGAAAACGAGCUGCAUUUUGGCGCACAUUAUAUGAGGAAAAACGUGCGACGUGGCAACAGCAAGGGGUGACAAAAUUUCUUUUGGACAACAAAGACAGGAUUAUUGGGGGUAAAACAGAUGCUCGCGUGUUCAUACCGCUCUGUGGAAAAGCACACGAACUGAAGUGGUUUUACGACCUGGGACACCGCGUGGUUGGCGUGGAGUUCGUGGAGGAGGCGGUGCGAAGUUACUUCAUCGAGAAAGAUCUGCCAAUGGAAGAGGCUACCUGUCCCAUCACUCAAUGCAAAGUAAUCGGGACAACAGACCACCGACUACAAGUCUUUGUCUGCGACAUCUUUGACUUCAAAAGGGAAUGCGCUGGUGUUUUCGACAUUGUUUGGGAUCGAUCUGGAUUUACAGUCAUAGGAGUGGAAGACCGCGCCAGAUAUGCCGCAGUAAUCAAGAAUUUGCUGGCUGCAGACUUCUCGUACGGCAUGUGGACAAUCGUUUAUAGUAUGCAUAAUAGGGAUCCUAACGCAAGAGAUGUUGCAGCCGACAUUGCACUGGUGGAUGGCGAAGUCUACCAGAAGGCAUGUGCACAGCACUGUUCUGUGGUCGGUGUGGUGUUCAUGGGCACGAAAGUGAAGGUUGAGUCCGCCCCUGCCGACGUUGUGGAAAUGGUCACCCUACUACCGUCUGCCCAGUGCGGCGUUCGUAUUCGGAUGCUGCUGCGGGAACUUUUCAUCCUCUACUGA
Rhipicephalus sanguineus (brown dog tick) is the source of this 781-nucleotide messenger RNA. Its product is annotated as probable thiopurine S-methyltransferase. The record is from RefSeq and is a predicted model, not a curated record. The coding region runs from base 29 to 781 and encodes 250 amino acids. Gene Ontology annotation, molecular function: thiopurine S-methyltransferase activity. Lineage: Eukaryota; Metazoa; Arthropoda; Arachnida; Ixodida; Ixodidae. The transcript is spliced from 8 exons.